UUGCAGCUCAAAGCUGUUCAGGAGAACAGCAGAAAGACGAAACAGAACUUUUGCUGCCUAACUGCUGACCAAGAAGGGAAGCGAGAAUCAGCCGCAACACUAUGCGUGAAUGCAUUUCUGUUCAUGUCGGACAAGCUGGAGUUCAGAUUGGCAAUGCAUGCUGGGAGCUUUUCUGCUUGGAACAUGGCAUCCAGCCGGACGGUACCUUUCAGAACCAUCCCAACCAGUUUAACAAUGACGACUCUUUUACUACCUUCUUCAGUGAAACACGCGCAGGGAAACAUGUGCCACGGGCUGUCAUGGCGGACCUAGAACCUACAGUAGUAGAUGAAGUGCGGGCAGGCACAUACCGCCAUCUUUUCCAUCCGGAACAGCUGAUUGCUGGCAAGGAAGAUGCAGCUAAUAAUUAUGCCCGGGGUCACUACACAAUUGGCAAGGAGAGCAUUGAUAUGGUCCUUGAUCGCAUUCGCAAACUGACUGACUCUUGCUGUGGCCUACAAGGAUUCCUGAUUUUCCACAGUUUUGGUGGUGGCACAGGUUCUGGCUUUACCUCCUUGCUGAUGGAACGCCUGUCCGUAGAUUACGGCAAGAAGUCCAAGCUGGAGUUUGCCAUCUAUCCAGCCCCCCAAGUUUCUACUGCAGUGGUGGAGCCCUACAACUCGAUCCUGACGACUCACACCACUCUAGAGCAUUCCGACUGUGCCUUCAUGGUGGACAACGAGGCCAUCUACGACAUCUGCCGUCGCAAUCUGGAUAUUGAGCGCCCCACCUACACCAACCUCAACCGUCUCAUCAGCCAGAUUGUCUCCUCCAUCACUGCUUCCCUGCGCUUCGAUGGUGCCCUCAAUGUGGACCUGACCGAGUUCCAGACCAACCUGGUGCCCUACCCGCGCAUCCACUUCCCAUUGGUGACCUACGCACCCAUCAUCUCCUCUGAGAGGGCCUACCAUGAGCAGCUGUCUGUGGCAGAAAUCACCAGCUCUUGCUUUGAGCCCAACAACCAGAUGGUGAAAUGUGACCCCCGCCAUGGGAAGUACAUGGCCUGCUGCAUGCUAUACCGUGGUGAUGUUGUGCCCAAAGAUGUCAAUGUGGCCAUCGCUUCUAUCAAGACCAAGAGGACAAUCCAAUUUGUUGAUUGGUGCCCAACUGGAUUCAAGGUUGGCAUCAACUACCAGCCUCCCACCGCAGUCCCUGGGGGUGACCUGGCCCAAGUGCAGAGAGCCGUUUGUAUGCUCAGCAAUACCACAGCCAUUGCUGAGGCCUGGGCACGGCUGGACCACAAGUUUGACCUGAUGUAUGCCAAGCGUGCUUUUGUCCACUGGUAUGUUGGCGAAGGCAUGGAGGAAGGUGAGUUUGCGGAGGCCCGAGAAGAUUUAGCUGCACUGGAGAAGGACUAUGAGGAAGUCGGAAUGGACUCCGUUGAAGAGGAAAACGAUGGGGAAGAAUUUUAAAAUACAGUUUGUCCUUGGCUGAGCCUGAAGGCAUCUUGGUAGCUCUUCACUGCACUGGGGUGUAACUCACCAGUUUCUCUGCUGUGCAGCUUCCAUUCGUUCCACGGAGCUCCCACACAAGGCCCCUUGAAAGGAAUGGCAGGUGCACAGUAGGAACAUUGGGGGAGCGACACCCUGGCUCCACUCUUGCAGUAGGACGGUCGGUGUGAGAAGCAAUUUUAACUACUUCCUGUCUUAUAGUUUCAGGUGGGUAGCCAGGUUGGUCUACAACAGAACAAUAUUCGAGUCCAGGUAGCACUUUAAAGACCAACCAGGUUUCCAGGGAAUAAGCUUUCAAGAGUCAAGCUGCCUUUAUCAGAUAUCUGACAUCAGGUAUCUGAUGAAAGAAUUUGACUUUCGAAAGCUUAUACCCUGGAAAUCUUGUUGGUCUUUAAGGUGCUCCUGGACUUGAAUCUUCCUCUUCCUGUCUUAUAUAUCACUAAGACAUGAGUCCUCCCCACACUCAGUAGUCCAAGGGAAAGCAUAGCAGGCAACACAAGAGAGGUAAAGCAACCUCCAACUACGCACGCCAAACCAAGGCAAGCCAAGCUAUUUUGCUUCUGCCCAAGGCAAGCCCCCAAUGCGUUGGCAGAGUCCUGGGGGCCCAGCUUGCUCCCAACAUGUCUGGCUUAGGGCAAGCAUAACCCAUUGCCCUCCUUUUGUCUUCCAGCACACAUCACCAUCAUCACAGGUAGGAAGUAUGGGUUUUCUGGCACUUGGGCCAACAAGGUUGCUUACUCCCACAACUGAACCAGGAUGCUCUAUGGCUUAGUAGCCCAGCCUGUCAGCACAAAAGCAGGACUGUACGGAGAUUCUGGAAGGGAUUUAUAGUCCAUAUUAUCCCUAUGUUCUAGCAAUGGUCCUUAGUAAUAAUGACAGUCCCUAGUAAAACAUUCUUACCAUUUGGAACUUGGGGGAGUUGUUGAGGAUGCCUUGUAAUGUGCACCAGAGUUCUUCAGGGUUCAAGCUCUUUCCCCAAGACUCUGUGUGACUAGCGAGUGGAGGCAUCUCAGCUCUAGUACAGAUGACUGCUUGCGUGGGCCUAAAAAGCCAACACCUGCUUCCUUUGUAUCCCUCUGUCACCGUCCCGCCAGAAAGACAACGUUGUUGAAUAUGUCUGAUGGGCAGCUAUUCUGCAAGUACAACUUGACUUGGUAUACGAUUAAAUAUUCUCAGUUUUA
Eublepharis macularius is the source of this 2671-nucleotide messenger RNA. RefSeq names its product tubulin alpha-8 chain. The record is from RefSeq and is a predicted model, not a curated record. The transcript has 5 exons. Gene Ontology annotation, molecular function: structural constituent of cytoskeleton; GTP binding. Gene Ontology annotation, biological process: mitotic cell cycle; microtubule cytoskeleton organization. The coding region runs from base 102 to 1451 and encodes 449 amino acids. Lineage: Eukaryota; Metazoa; Chordata; Lepidosauria; Squamata; Eublepharidae. Gene Ontology annotation, cellular component: microtubule; cytoplasm.